Penaeus indicus is the source of this 456-nucleotide messenger RNA. Its product is annotated as pro-resilin-like. Bases 1 to 456 code for a protein of 151 amino acids. The record is from RefSeq and is a predicted model, not a curated record. NCBI's taxonomy places the organism in Eukaryota, Metazoa, Arthropoda, Malacostraca, Decapoda, Penaeidae. The transcript has 3 exons. Gene Ontology annotation, cellular component: extracellular matrix.
AUGUCUCCUAAGGUACUUCUGCUGUUGGGUCUGGCUGCCCUCGCGGCCGCGGACAAACUCCCCUCCUACUCAUACAAUGCUCCCCAGCUGGACUCCCUCGAGGACUCCGACGAGGCCGAGCCCCCCAAGUACGACUUCGCGUUCGGCGUGAAGGACGGCUACUCGGGCGCCGACUUCGCCCACCAGGAGGCCCGCGACGAGGACGAGACUCGAGGCUCCUACAGCGUGCAGCUCCCCGACGGCCGCCUGCAGAAGGUCACCUACUAUGUGGACGGCGACAACGGAUACGUGGCUGAGGUCACCUACGAAGGGGAGGCCAAGUUCCCUGACUCUGAGGAAUAUCGGGAGUCCUCAGAACGAAGCUAUGAAGCCCCAAGGCCCAGUUACGAAGCCCCGAGACCCACUUACGAAGCUCCGAGGCCCAGUUAUUCAGCCCCGAGGCCCCACUUCGGUUAA